AUCCUCCGCAAUCGCCAAUGGCGACUGACACUCAAGAGAAAUCCAUGGAGCCUUUAUCUCUCUCCUCAUUCGACCAGAGACUAGUAUCCCUUGAAAAACAACUUGAAAUAGAAUUAAAGGUUAAAGCGGGUGCAGAAAACAUGAUACAGAUGUACAGUGUGGGACCAAUGCGGGACAAGAAGCUUCUUGCAGAAGCACAACAAAUGUUAGCGGACUCUAAAGCAAAAAUUGAAUACAUAAAAAUGAGAAGAAUUAAAGCUAAACAAACGCAAACAGAGAAUGGUUUAGACGCCGAAGGUAAACCCAAAGGUGAGGCAGCCAACAAGUACAACUUAGAAACUCCUGUGGAUGUUAGAAUUGAAGAACUAAUUCACCGGCUGCAUGUAGAGUGCCGGUGUAUGGAGGGGGCCAAGAAUGCGGUGCGUAUGCUGCAGGCGAACAAAGUUGCAGCUGACAAGAAAUAUCUACAGGAAGCGCAGCAGCGGUUGGAGGAAAGCAGUCAUAAGCUGGACCUGAUCCGCCUCUCCUUGGAGCGACUGCGGGGAGACCUUCCGUCCGGGUCUCUUGUGGCUGGUGAGGUGAAGCGAGAGUUGGAGAACUCGUUAUCUGCUUCUCCAUCACCAGCCAACUACACCAGCCUCUACGAUAAGGAGAACUACCCCAGCCGUCGCGCACAAGCUCUACAUAACAAGGGAGCUGCCGUUACUGGCAAGCUAGAAGUAAGAUUGAUUGGUGUACAAGACCUCCUGGAGGAUGUUCCAGGCCGGUCCCGCCGAGAUUCCCACUCCGGACCCUCCGACCUCAAAUCUUUCAUGAAAGGCGUCACAGGAAAAUCCUCCAAAUCCUAUUCUGUUAAGGACGAAAUUUCAAAUGAUGUAAUGGCAGUACUAAAGCUAGAUAAUAACAAGGUUGUUGGCCAGACUAGCUGGAAACCCUGCUCUCAAUCAGCGUGGGACCAGAGAUUUAGCAUCGAUUUAGAAAAAUCCAGAGAUUUAGAAAUAGACAUCUACUGGCGAGACUGGCGGUCACUUUGUGCGGUGAAGUUCCUAAGGUUGGAGGAGUUCAUUGACGAUGUAAGACACGGCAUGGCACUUCAACUCGAACCCAAGGGACUAUUGUUUGCCGAGAUCAAAUUCCUAAAUCCAAUGAUCUCCCGCAAACCUAAGUUACAGCGGCAGAAGAAAUUGUUUAUGCAAAAAGGAAAGGUGCUACGACCCAAUCAGAUGAACAUUAAUGUUGCGGCCUGGGGUAGACUUAUUAAAAACAUACAACCCAGCCAUGAGCCGGCCCACCACUUGUACACCGGGGGACAUGCCGUACCCAUUACCACGUCUAGUUCUGCCACUCCUAUCACUCCUGGUCCCCGGGCGCUUCCCACUCGCUUAGAUUUUGACAAUGAGAAGACCCCAGGAGAGGAGCGCCACUGCCGUCCGCUGGCAAUAUCGGAGGUGCGACCGCUCAACAUGGGAGAUAUACCUUCCUCCCCAGCUCCUCCCACUAUGGAAACCCCCCCAGUGGCUCCCCCACCUCCCUCCAUCACCCAUGGUGCCCCUAUACAAUCCCAGCAGCUUACUCCUGCACCUGUACUUGUGGCUGCUACCCAUCAUAUAUCCACGUACCCCACACCUCACGGCUCGGUCUACCACCCCACUCCUGGCACGCCGUCCACACCUGCUCACCAGAGUGCCUUCCCUGUCGCACACACUCCCACCAUUCACCCUGCUCACUCCAUCACUGUACAGGUAAGGUGA
Procambarus clarkii (red swamp crayfish) is the source of this 1751-nucleotide messenger RNA. Lineage: Eukaryota; Metazoa; Arthropoda; Malacostraca; Decapoda; Cambaridae. The record is from RefSeq and is a predicted model, not a curated record.